AUAGGUAUCAAAUACCUACAUCACCGCUUUGCUGCGCGUCCGCUUCCUCUCGCCGCCACCAAUCUUGUCCGGGUUGCCAGUAUGCUUGGGCUGGACGAUUACGGAAGCAGCGACGACGACGACGUCCAGACGAGCAACCCGACACCUCCCCCGCCGCCUGCAAAACCUGAGGCAAGUUCGGAGCCGCAACCUGCUCCCGCGAAGCCCAGUGAAGAACCACCACAAGCAGCUCCCGAGCCGCCUGCCCAAGAUCAGCAAGAAGAACCCGCUCCAGGGCCAGCACUCCCGCCCGUAGAGAAUGAUGCGCCCGUCGCCGGACCAGCAGCUGGACCAGCUCCAGGGCCGUCAGCACUUCCCGCAGCAGCAGCAGCAGAAGAAGAAGAAGAAGCCGGAGACGAAGCAGCCUCCGCGCCACUGUCGCCCUACUCCACCAAUCGCGCCCUAAUUCGCACGCUCACGAUGCCUCGCGCCCCCAAUUUCGACAUCCCGCCCUCGCCGCCCGGCUCGCCGCCCCGCGACGCCAGCAAGAAGUUCAGCCACUUCCUGAAGCUGAAAGAGCAGGGCCAGCACUUCAACAAGCGGCUGGAAGACUCGUCGGCGCUGCGCAACCCGAGCCUGCUGAAGAAGCUGCUGGGCUUCGCGGGCAUCAGCGACGAGGCGCAGUACGCGAGCACGUUGCCGGACGAGGUCGCCGUGCCCACGCGUUUUCUGCCAGAGGCCUACGCGGACCAAUUGGCGAAGACACAGCAGGAGAUCACCCGCAAGCGGGAGGAGGAGCAGCGCAAGACGCAGCGGGAGGCCGUCGAGUUUGUUUCUGAGGGCGCGCCUCGCGCUGCGCCGGGUGGGGUGAGUAUGGCGGAGAGGGUUAGGGCUGGUUUGAGCAGAGACGGUUCGGCCUCGUCUAGUGGGCCGGAGGGCAGGGCUCGUGAUGGUGAGAGGAGGGGUGAGAAGCGGAAGAGCAGGUUCGAUGAGAGGGAGCGCUCGCCGCGGCGCAGAUGAGUGUGUAGGUAGAAAACGAUACCCGGUGGUGAGCGGCGGGCUGUUGCAGCGCUAUGGACCGUCUUGAAUAUGUACAAUAUAACAGUAUCAUGCA
Messenger RNA from Aplosporella prunicola CBS 121167, 1093 nucleotides. RefSeq lists its product as uncharacterized. Bases 82 to 999 code for a protein of 305 amino acids. The record is from RefSeq and is a predicted model, not a curated record. The transcript is spliced from 3 exons. Lineage: Eukaryota; Fungi; Ascomycota; Dothideomycetes; Botryosphaeriales; Aplosporellaceae. Gene Ontology annotation, cellular component: nucleus. Gene Ontology annotation, biological process: regulation of DNA-templated transcription.